This is a messenger RNA of Camellia sinensis, 821 nucleotides long. NCBI's taxonomy places the organism in Eukaryota, Viridiplantae, Streptophyta, Magnoliopsida, Ericales, Theaceae. The record is from RefSeq and is a predicted model, not a curated record.
UGGGCCUCAAGUAUACAUACACAUCACGUCAUUCGUACAUCGUUUUUUUAUUCGCACAGAGAGAGACUCGCAGAUUUGAUAGAGAGAAGUCAUAUUUGGUCGCAAAAGAUGAAGAAGGAAGACACAGUGAAGCUGAUCAGCGCCGAUGGUUUCGAAUUCGUCAUCGACAAGAAGGCCGCAAUGGUCUCUCAGACCAUCCGUAACAUGCUUACCUCUCCAGGGAGCUUCGCUGAAACGCAGCACGGAGAAGUGACUUUCCCGGAGAUCAGCACCACAAUUCUUGAGAAGAUCUGCCAGUACUUUCACUGGUCUCUCCAAUAUGCCAGAAGUAUUUCUGUUGGCAGUGGGAAGGAGACUGAGUUCCAUAUUGAACCCGAGCUGACCCUGGAGCUGAUGAUGGCUGCUAAUUAUCUCCACACUUGAGAGGAUAACCUCUUCUUGCUUCUUGGGCAACGAGACCUGUUAAGCAUUGGAUACUCGAGAGUGUGUUUGUUGCCCAACGUACAAAGAUCUGAAUAUUGCUGUAACAAGUUUUCCCGGUCUUCUUUCAGUGUCAUGUUGCACUGGGAACAAUGGUAGGAACUCAACUGGAUGCAGAUAUUGAAGGAUGUUAUAUUGGCAAACUUCUAAAAGCAAAGGGUAUAUAUAUUGGUUUGGUCUUCAAGUUGUGCUUUAGGUGGAUUGCUUUGUUCUUGGUUUAUCUACCUAAUGCAAAUGCAGUAGUGUAAUUGAUGAACAGUAAUUGGAUGAUGGAGACAAAUAAAAACAUUUCACCUAAAUAAAUUUGUUUAUCAUUAAUCACAAAAAUAUUUUUUCCUUGA